Stegostoma tigrinum is the source of this 2405-nucleotide messenger RNA. It is a transcript of the gene armc1, whose product is annotated as armadillo repeat containing 1. Gene Ontology annotation, molecular function: protein binding; metal ion binding. Bases 599 to 1426 code for a protein of 275 amino acids. The transcript has 7 exons. The record is from RefSeq and is a predicted model, not a curated record. Lineage: Eukaryota; Metazoa; Chordata; Chondrichthyes; Orectolobiformes; Stegostomatidae.
CGCUUUACGUGUGUGUUAUAGUCUUUGAUUCACAGCUGCUGGUUUACAAUGCAUAAAUCCGGUUUCGUAUUGCAUAGAAUACGCAAGGCUUUGAUAAUCUUACCAUUUUUCCAUAAACACCAUGACCUUGGAUAUGGCACUAGAAUGAGAACAUUACAUCACAGAAGAAGGCCUGUCAGCAGUUAGUCUCACUCCACUUUGACACAAUCCAGUUUGAUAAAACGUGUAAGGUUGAGGGGUGACCCUAUUGAUGUUUAUAAAAUCAUGAGGAGCAUUUAUAAAGUGAAUGACAAGGGUCUUUUCCCGAGGAUGGGGGAUUUCAAAACUAGGGGACAUUUUUAAGAGAUAGUAAGUACUGCUGAUGCUGGAGGAACACAGCAGGCCAGACAGCAUCAGAGGAGUAGGAAAGUUGACGUUUUGGGUUGGGACCCUUCUUCGGAAAUUUUAAAGUUGAGAGGAGAAAGUUUCAAAAAGACCUGAGAGGCAACGUUUUUUACGCCGUGCGCUUUGUGUGUGGAUUGAACUGUCAGUAAAAGUCGUGGAUACAGGGAAUUCUUGAAAGUUGCUUAAAACAUAUGGCAUAGUGGAUGGUGGCACAAUGAGUGGGGAGCCUGAUGCCCUAGCAGUAGUAAACCAGCUGCAAGAUUUAGCAUCUGACCCCUUAAACAGGCGAGCAAUUGUUCAGGAUCAGGGAUGUCUGCCUGGGUUAAUCCUGUUCCUAGACCACUCAAAUCCUCAAGUUGUUUACUCUGCACUAUUGGCUUUGCGCUAUCUGGCAGAAUGCCGUUCCAGCAGAGAGAAAAUGAAAACUGAACUGGGCAUGAUGCUGAGUUUACAAAAUGUGAUCCAAAAAACAACGACGCCUGGUGAAACUAAGAUUUUGGCAAAUGAAGUGUAUGAAAUUUUGCAGUCAUCAAGCAGUGAAGAGUCUGACUACACAAAUGAUCGUAACUCACAUAGGCGCAAACCACAGUUUUUCUUGGGGAGCACUAACAAACGGGCGAAAACAGUUACUCUGCAGAUAGAUGGUUUGGAUGAUGCGUCACGGAGGAAUAUGUGUGAAGAAGCGUUGUUGAAAAUUAAAGGUGUCAUCAGUUUUACUUUCCAAAUGACUGUAAAAAGAUGUAUUGUACGGAUCCGUUCUGAUCUAAAAGCAGAGGCACUGGCAUCUGCUAUUGCAGCAACCAAAAUUCUGAAGGCACAACAAGUGAUCAAAAAUGAAAACGGAGAAGAGAUGCUAGUUCCAUUCCAGGGCGCAUCUGUUGAAGUAGAGGAGAAUACAGAUUUACCAGACUACUUGCCCGAAGAUGAGAGUCCCGCAAAGGAUGGAGACAAUGCUGUGUCCCGUGUUGGGAAUAAGCAAGAAGUUGGUGGCGGCUGGUUCAGUACAGCAGCAAACUUUUUAUCAAGAUCAUUUUAUUGGUGACAGGUAGUUGUAGUUGCACCAGACUUGGGUAUUUGUAGGACUGUGGAAACAGGGAGCUGUUUUCCCAUUGUUGUGGUGAAUUGUCAAGUGCAAUUUGCAGUAAUGCAAGAACAGUUUAUAGAGGCUUUACAUAUACUGCAUUUUCACUAAAACAAGAAUUUAAGCCAUCAGUAAUAGAAGAGAUCCUUUUCUGCCUUUAUCAUUUAAAUUGCCUCACAAUCAUGUGUUUAUUAUUUUCUUCCAACGGGUCCACAUCAAUACCAAAUGACAUGAAAAGUGAAGCUUAAGCAACCAGAGUUUGGAUGGAUUCUUCUGCAGCAUCCUACAUAGGGUACCCAUGUUCAGCUCUAUCACUUGAAUGUUGUACAGAAAAUCUCUUUGUUAAUGUAAAGAGAAUUGUGCAUGAAUUAUGCUUUUUUUUUGAUGUUACAUAUUUCACUGGCAUUUCAAGUACUCACAGUUGCUUGAGACCUAAAGGAUUGCAUACGUUUGCCUUAAAUUUUAUGUUCAAAUUCUAAAGCCUUCAUUACAUAUGCCUUUUUUGUUUUCCAUCUGAAUGCUGAAAUUCGUUCUGCUUUUUGGUGCAACUUAUCCUUGAAACUUAUUAAUAUUCAGUCUUUUCUGUACAUAAAAGUUGCACUCUGAUCAAUGUACAGUAAAUGAACCAACGUGCUGACUUUUAAUCUGAUUUUGCAACAGUUAGAUAAAACCGUCAAAAGCCUGUUAACUGCACUUUGAGUACUCAAUGCCUUGCUGUUACAAUGCAACAUUUUGUUUUAUUGUCAGAUAACAUGUAUUAAAACAAUGAAUAAUUUGACAAUUGAAAUGUUUGUUUGAGGUGACAGGAAUGUACAAUAUUCUACAUAUAAAUCUUUGUUGUUAAUUUACAUUCAAGUAAUUGACAUUUAGUUUGUGCCAAUAGCUUGUAUGUUCCACUGUGUUACUACAUUUUCCAUUAAACAUAUUGUAUAUGGACUAC